Messenger RNA from Mytilus trossulus (common blue mussel), 2430 nucleotides. Its product is annotated as toll-like receptor 4. The record is from RefSeq and is a predicted model, not a curated record. Gene Ontology annotation, biological process: toll-like receptor signaling pathway; immune response; inflammatory response. NCBI's taxonomy places the organism in Eukaryota, Metazoa, Mollusca, Bivalvia, Mytilida, Mytilidae. Gene Ontology annotation, molecular function: protein binding; transmembrane signaling receptor activity. The coding region runs from base 1 to 2430 and encodes 809 amino acids. The transcript has a single exon. Gene Ontology annotation, cellular component: plasma membrane.
AUGACAAUACCAACAAAUAUACCGGAAGACAUUGAUGUAUUGGAUUUGAGUGAAAAUUUACUAACCGUCUUGGAAAACAAUUCAUUUGUACAAUUUUCGAAUCUGAAAGAAUUGCUUGUUAGUAAGAACAAUAUAAAUCGUAUUGAAAAGGAAGUCUUUUAUCCAUUAACUAAGCUAACAGUAUUGGAUAUUUCGGGAAAUGUUAUAAGAAACAUAUCAAACCAAGUACAUCCAGAAAUGUUUAUGUUUUCAAGUAACCUCUACAAGCUGGACAUUCGUCGGAAUAUGAAAGACGCAAAACUAAUUCGGACUAAUUAUACAUACCCAGGAGCUGCGUUUUCUUUACUAUCCAAUUUAACAAUUCUAUAUAUGGACCUUGUUCCGUACCCCGUUUUUGGACCAGAAUUUGAAAGUCUAGUAAAGUUAGAAGUGUUGGGAUUUGAUUAUUGUUUGUUAGCUGCAAUGCCAAAGGACUUGUUCAAACAUUUCACUAUGAAGGUACGAGAACUACACUUAAUGAGAUGCCAUUUUAUACUUAGACAGGAGGUACAUUAUGGUUCUCUUCAAUAUUUUAAACAUUUAAAGGUUCUUAAUUUAGCGGAUACACAUAUUCAUUUAAUACGAGCAUUAGAUUUAUUGCACUCUUUUCAAAAUACCAACAUGGAUGUCAUAAACUUUCAACGAGUAAGCUAUGAACUUCUAGAUAAUGACAUAUAUCCUUACACACUUGUUAUUACAAGUGAAAUGAUGAAAUAUCUGAGGACUAUUUGUGUUAAGACAUUGAAUCUAGCUGAUAAUGGCAUUGUUGAUUUUCGUGAGAAUUCAUUACUUUCGUAUGACCACCCAGCAUGUUUUGAAAAUAUAGUACUAUCCGCGAACAGGUUCACAUUUCAUAUUGGGCGAAAAAUGAAAGAAAUUCUUACUCUUAUUCAUAAUUUAAAAAAUAUAGUUCUGUUUGAUUUUUCGUAUAACCCAAUAAGAUUUAGCAAUGAGACGUACUUGCGCAUACCUAAUGGUAACACAUCAUUCGAUUACGAGGCCACUGGUUGUUUCAGUGAAGGAUUUAUCAAUGGACCUGGUAGAACAAUUAUCUCCCUUCCUCCGAAAUUAAAAAUAUUGAGAUUUUCACAUUUCGUUAGACAAAGCUGUGGCGAUGGUUUUACGGUGAGAAAUGCGUCGUCAUUAGAAAAACUUGACAUGUCAUAUUAUCAGUUUCAGAAAUUCCCAGAUCUAAAAAUAGAAGGAGAGAAUAAUUUGAAAUCGCUUAAUAUGUCUGGAAUAGAUGCAUCUUUGUAUUUAAAUAAGAAGUAUGUACCACCAUUUAACAAUGUUGAGGAGGCAUUUUUCAGACAUGUGGAACUUGGAAAAAGUCAGGCAAUCAGUAAAUAUCUUUUUACACUGAUACCAUCAGUACAAAUUCUCGAUAUAUCUUAUAAUAGUUUGUGGACAUUACCUCAGGAUGCUUUUGUCGAAAAUACAAAAUUAUCGGAACUAGACUUAUCAAAUAACGUAUUGCACGAAGUUCCAGUCGCCAUAUUGGAAAUAAAACAGUUGAGAAAAUUAAACUUGCAGAAUAAUAAUCUUGUGAGUAUUAGUAAAACCAUCUCUGAUUGGUUAGAUUCUUUAUCUGAAAAACAAGACAUUAUUCUUUUGUUAGCUGGAAACGUGUUUUCAUGUACGUGUGAAAAUAGACAGUUUAUCAGUUGGUUAUUUAACACUAAGGUACACUUAGACCCUGAUGAUCAGAAUAUCUCAAACAAAAACUAUUCAUGCAGAUUAUCAAAUGGCGAAGUAAAAGGCACUUCUGAGGUAUACGACCAGUACCACGAUUUAUAUUCUGACUGUAAUGCGGGAAUAUGGUUACGUUUUGGUAUAUCUUUACUCGUAACAUUUACUGUAAUUGCUUUUAUAUUCGCUGUAAUCUUCAACUUCCGGUGGCGCAUAGCAUACUACAUCUAUCGUACAUUUAAAACUGUCAUCGAAUCAAAAAUGAAUUUAAAAUUUACUUAUGAUGCAUACGUUGCUUAUUCUGAGGAUGCCAAAGACUGGGUUAAGUAUGAUUUGGUGCAUAAAAUAGAAAGACGAUGGGGACUUAAAUUGUGCAUCGAAGAUCGUGAUCUGCUUGCUGGAAAAUCUUAUAUAGAAUCCAUCGCUGAAGCAAUUGGGUCAUGUCGACAAGUAAUAUUCGUGUUGACUCCAGGGUUACUCGACAGAGAAUGGACUCAAUACGAAAUAGAGAGAGCAAAGUAUGAAAUGGCAUGCAAACAUGUUCAAAUAACAGUGUUAAAUCUUGGAACUGCUGUACAAGAGGUACCUGCGGAGUUUUCAUCAAUCUGGCAUAGAGUUUGUCUGAUAGAAUGGUCAGAUGACCCACAGUCUUCAGAUAACCCAUGGCAUAAAUUAAAAUUACGAUUGGUCUUAAAUAGAUAA